CAAAUGCAAGGAGAAAUUACGUCAUAUGAUUACGGUUGUUAUUAUUUGAAAUGUGACUUCUGCCCCACAACUGUAAUUGGCUAGUUUUAUAAAGAAGAUGAUCGCUUGGUAAAUGUCACAUUUGUUUUCAAGGAUGAGGCGGUUCCUGCUCAAUGCCACCAGAGGGCGCGAUUGUGCGGUUUCUGACGAUCACUCAAAUAUGCACUUUAAGUACUAACCGUGCAACCUGUACAGCGCUCAGCUCAUUUCGGUCUUUGGGAUUCAGCCGAGUGACAUCCCCGACUUGAUCUUUUAGGCUCAGUGCCAAAUGACGUGUCUGUUUAAUUGCCUUGUGACAUAAUCCGCUCACAUUUGAGCCGUUGCGCGAAAGUAACCCAGGAUGCGUGAUUAAGGAUCGAUGGAGGAUUUGUAAACAUAAAUCCAGAGCAGCUCAAACUAUCGUCGCGGUGGAGGAUUCCACACCGGGAAGGCUGGAUGACAUGAGCUCUCACAACCGGAGCCAAAGCAGCGCGCGGCGCGGCGACUAUGUGUGGCAAUAUGAAUACUACGACGACGAGCCCGUCUCAUUUGAGGGACUCAAAGCACACAGAUACUCCAUCGUAAUCGGCUUCUGGGUCGGACUUGCGGUGUUCGUCAUUUUCAUGUUUUUUGUGCUCACGAUGCUCACAAAGACGGGGGCGCCGCAGCAAGAAAAUUUAGACAACGAGAACCUGCCCGGUCCAGGAAACGGUCUUGUGAACAUCAUCUGUCAGAAAGACGACGACUCUGACGACAACAAUGCCGUUUCUCGUGCUUUCCUUGCUGAAUCCCGCUCUUAUUUUAAUUUCUAUAUCAGUAAGGAGGGCGAGGGAAAGCGGUGGCAAAAACCGGGAACAAAGCAGAAUGGAUCGCAGGGGACCUUCAACCAGUCAGGAGGUCCUGGCCCCGCGGUGACCGAACAGGAGGAUGAAGAUAUGAGGGACCGCUUACCUUUCGAUGGACUCCUCGCAGAUGAGACGAGGACAGAUACGGACUGUGACUUCUUGUCCCACUUCAAUAUCCCAAACUUUGUCACUUGUGAGCACAAUUCUUCGUUGGGAGAAGAUGACCCGCUGUGCGGGCCGCCAAUCACACCUGAUCGGAACAUGUGAUCUCCGCGGCGACAGCCUCCGACAUUCGAACUAGAAAGAAAGCGACGAAAAUGUUUGGAAUGUUUGCUUCCUCUUGCCUGGAACUAUUUGGGACGUCACGCAAGCUCGGAAAUCAGAUGAACCAACAGAUAAAUGAUUCAAGGCUCUUAACAUUUAUGCUAGCAGGUCGCAGAGUCGUUUAUACUGCAAGAACUAUUUUCAACCCCUUCAGGGACAGCGGUUACUACGGUGGAUAGCUAAUCAUGUGAUCAGGUUACAGGGUGCAUGAAAGGGUUAAAUAAGGAGGAAAAUGAAUUCAAUGAGCAAUGCACUACUUCAUUUGAACUCAAUUAUUAGCGUUCGCUCAUAUUAGCUAACGUCAUCUCCGUUUUACAGACCAAAGUUAUACUUGCAGGAAAUAAUGGGACUUACCCGUGACUCCAUCUUGUCGACUUGGAAGUGCGUCGGAGGUGUCGAGGACUCCACGCGGCAUGAAUACCCCGAGUCAAAUUAUCCGCCGACGGAACAACAAAACUUUGACAGGGAGAACAAUUAAAAGCCCUUCCCUUGAAAUGUCAGAAGAAUUCACCUGUGUUGUGUUUGUGGGUAAACUGAGAUGGAAUUAUCAAUAUUUCCAAGAGCGGACAUAUUUUUUUUUGGGUGAUAUUUUUUUGUUCGGUGGGUUGCCGUGAGCUUUUUCGGAGGUGUGCCUUGUUGAUUAAACGUAAACACCUGGACUGGUUUUCCAGCUCUUUGCAAGGAAAAAAUGUCCUUUUAAUUGAAAUAUAAACUCAAUGGAUAUGAGAAAACAUGUUAAUACAAAAAGCGAGCCAAGGGAAACUCUGAUUGUUUGGCCUUGGCAGAGGUCUGAAAUCUGCUGAGAGCUCCGAUAGAUCACAAAAGGAUGUCUGACUCAACAACACAGCAGCGCACGGUGGAGUGGCCAGAGUGUGACAAAAGGCUAUUAUUGGAUAGAUGUGUCACACGGGGAGGUAUGAAAAAGGAAAAAAAAAAAAACUUUCAAUGCCCUAAAGGUUGAGUGUUGACUUUUGUGUAUUAUCGGUACAUUGAUUCUGGAAAAAUAGAUCAAUAGGCUUUCAUUUCUGUUACUUUUUCCUGAGCUUUGACUAAAACACACACAUCCCCCCCCCC
Molecule: messenger RNA, 2261 nt
Organism: Hippocampus comes (tiger tail seahorse)
Lineage: Eukaryota; Metazoa; Chordata; Actinopteri; Syngnathiformes; Syngnathidae
Product: melanocortin-2 receptor accessory protein 2A-like
Exons: 4
Coding region: 480-1130 (216 amino acids)
Biological process (GO): regulation of adenylate cyclase-activating G protein-coupled receptor signaling pathway; protein localization to plasma membrane
Cellular component (GO): endoplasmic reticulum; plasma membrane
Molecular function (GO): type 3 melanocortin receptor binding; type 5 melanocortin receptor binding; type 1 melanocortin receptor binding
Source: RefSeq, a predicted model, not a curated record